GAGGCGACUGAAGAGCUGCGGCAGUCCAGUCACUGAGAGUAAAGUGCUUGGUAUCCAAAAAAAUAAAAAAUAAAAGAAGAGGUGAAGUAAUAUUUUUCCGUCUCCUCCCGGAUGAUCUUUUUACUUGUAAACCUGACAGGAAUAUAACAGAAGAGGACAUCUUUUUUUUCUGUCCUGGGAUGACUAUGGAACCUAAUUUUGACUUCAACAUCUAGAAGAAAACAAGAAUAAAAACAAAGACUUAAAGGAAAGGAAAGAUGGAAUAAAAGCAUGGGUGAUUUCCCAAAGAAGAACAAUCACUAAAAAGUAUCCAAAUAUUUAAUCUUAACUAUAUUUGCAUUGCUGUUUAUCCCAACAGAGGUUAAAAACAACAAAAACUGGAAGACAAACAGGAUAUGUAUAAGGAGCAAAAGGGAUGCAGGAAUCCCACUUUGGAAAAUGAAGGUAAAACGCAGGAAUCUGCAUUGAAAGAAAAAAGCUCAUUUGUGAUAUUGACAGACUAGCAACCGAGUCAGAAUCCCAAGGAACCAAUUUUAAAAUGGAUGAAUAAAAACAUUCAUUAUUUCAAGGGAAAAGGAGAGGCAAUUAAAAAGUUUAAAGUGAGGAAGGGAGGCCAAAAGACAACAAAUAAAGAGGAAAGCAACAAUAGAAAGUGAUCUGAAAAAGCUCAAGGACAACAGAACAAACCAAGAACCAGGAGAAGCUGACUCCGACAAUGAAACAUUCUCUCCUCAUCUUCGUCCUCCACUUGGCAGCGCCGACGUUGAUGGCGAAGGGCGUGCCUCAGGUGCAGCUGGGGCGCUGGGUGCGCUCAGGCCUGCAGUCCCUGCAGUGGGACCAGCUGCACCACUGCCUCCGCGCCUCCUCUCACUCCGAAACAGAGUGCCGGCGACUCGCCCACUUGUCUCCCUCCGCCGUGGCAGUCUACGCCUCUGAACCGCGUACAGGUGUCUCCGACAAAGUGCUGGCCAUUCUCCCAGACUCUUACUCGUCCAGUGGGUUGAUCAGCUCCAAAUUUCGGAGCGCUUUCGGCAUCGGCCGAUUGACAAAUGGGAGGGAGAGCCGACAUAGGUACCAAGCGCCUUUUCUCGCCUCCGUGAGCCAUGACGCGGUGCUGGUGCUGGACCCGAAUCCCAGCGAGAACUUUGGUCACCCAGUUGCCCUCUUCUACGUGGACUUCAAUGUGACAAAGAAGAGAUGUUCCCACCUGGACGGCAUUUAUCUGGGUGAGGAGUGCUUGACUCAGGCCUUGAAAGGUCGCUGUCAGAACCAGCUGAAGCGUUGGCAGGCCGGGCCCGAAAGGCUUAUGGAACAUGGGCAUAGCUGGCUCAUGGGAGGAGCUCCACGCAGAGGUACCUUUAGCAGUCAGGUCAGUGGACGGCUCUGUGAGGUCCACUUUCUUCCCUUGGUGGUUGGAGUCGGAGACAGCAACCGGACCCAGAGACUCAGAUGUGUAGAUCACACCGAAUUUUCCAGGUGUCCUCAAUUGGUGCCCAUGGGGUCCCCCAGUUUGCCCGUUUCGAGUUGCGAGCUGAAUAAAAACACGAGACGCUGUCACCAGCAGCCACUGGCCACGCACCUCUCCUGCCGCCUUUACCAGACAUGCGACCAUGCUGUGCUUAUCUCUGGCGGCUGGCGGCAGCAGAUGACAUUUCAGCGACAUGUGCAGAAUCUUCAGAGGUUCUACAGAAUGCUGCGUAUCAAUGGUUUUCACAAAGACCAUAUCAAGACCUUCUUUGCCAGCAGUGGACACAAUCCAGAGGAGCUGGAGGGUGCCUACUCAGCCACGGAGAAGGCGGUGAUCCGUAACCAUGUGUCAUAUGUCUGCAGGAAACAACACUGCGCCGACUCACUGGUGCUCUACCUGAACUCGCCCACGCGCAACGAUGGGACCAUGCUCCUGUGGGACGCCAACCUCAAUGGCAUCGCUGAUCUGAAGGAGCGCUACUCAGUCAAUGAACUCUUGACUGACCUGGCCGGCUGUCGGGCAACUCGUGUUUUGUUGUUCGUGGAUCAGAGCUACAGUGGCGUUCUGUCCAAAAGGCUGAGAGGCUCUCAGAAACAUCUCAAUGUAGUUCUAAUCCCAAACCAGAAAUUGUUGACUCAAAACUACCAGAACCAGCGGGUGAGCAUGAGCUGGGAGGACAGCAGCUGGGCACAUAUUGGUCCGUCAACAUGCUUGCUGGACUACCUGGAGAAGAGUGCGGGUGAUUCCCACCUGUUGGACCAGUGGGCCGGCCUCUUGAACAUCACCCUGGCAGGAGCUCCGUGCAACGCCACACCUCCGCUAACGGACAGCGAGAUGAGGCGAUGGUACCAGGGAUGCCAGAACCUGCCGACCGCACUUUGGCACAGGAAGUACCAAAGCAGCAACUAAAAGAGGGAGACACAAAAUGACUGACCAGACAGGCGGCGAGAGAGGAAAACACCUCACUUCCACAAUACAUGUUAGAGUUAAUCACAUGCAUGUGUAGAUGGACAGUAAAAGCAAUGUGUGUGUGUGUGUGUUUAGUGUGUCUUUGCGUGCGGGGAUGUAUGUAUGUGUGUUUUCUGCCCUGACGCUGAACUCGGACUGCAACCAUGGUGAUGACAGCACAUCCCAAGGGGGCGUCCUGAACCUGAACGCCAUUUGUGUGUGGAGGUUCAUUAAAAGGACAGCACUUGUGUCAGAGCUUGCGUGUGUGUGUGUGUGUGUGUUCAACAUUUCACAACUGAUCAUCACUCCUAUUUUAGUCUGCAUCAGUUUUUUUUCUUCCAUUUCUUUGCUUCUUGUUUUCGUCCAUCACUCACCCCUCACCCAUGACCUCAUCAACUGACCCUUUUAUCGCACACUCACCUUAACUUAAUCAUGCACAUUAUUCCUAUAAUUUUCCAAAUUAUUUGAAAACUUCAAUUUUCAAAACAUUUACAUCCACUAUUUGAAUCUAGCGUGUCACAUAUCAGGCAAAUAUCUUGUUGUCACUUUGACACAAACGAUGGGAGGCUUUUAUUCAAAAUGAAAUAAAAAACAGAAUUAUCAAAUGAAAACCAAUUACAUAAACAGAGAACAAUUCCAUACCUUUACUCCUGUGCGUGGCUAGCGCACGAUUUGAUUGCGUAAUAGGUCCAGACCAUUUUAACAGAGGUAUCGAAAAUGAAUGGACAAGUGAAUUGAUUACCGUUAUUUGACAAUGAAUGUUAAGGGGGAAUAAGAAGCAGCACAGUGAACAAGCGGUGAGCAUGUCUGCCUCAUAUCUGAGGGUUCAAAUCAGGAUUGUACCCAGGUACUGUGCUGUUCUCCGAACAUUCCCCAGCGACAUGCAAGCUUGGUUAAUUAAAGACUCCCAAAUCGUCCAAGAGUCUGAUCGUCAAGGCUCAUUUGUCUUGGUCUUUUCCUUCUAAAUGGCUUGCUGGGGACCAGUCCGGGGUGUACUCAAAGUCAGUUCCGAAAGCACACAGCUCACUGGAGAGGCGAGUGGAAUAAAGAUUGUCGUUUCAGACACUGAUUCCACAUAGCAUGAGAUCACUUUGACUAUCCAUGGGGAACUCAUGUUUAGUAGGAGUUGGAUUUCACUCUUUCACUUUCGUCAUACCUCUGAGAGACCUUUGUAAUAGACCAGCGCGUCUAUAAAACUAUUCUGUGGCGUUUGCUCCGUUGAGUGUGUGAGAGAAGUAAGAGUUCUGCCCUGAGCAUCCUACACUUCCCGAACGAGACAAACAUUACCUUGAUGGACUAAACUCCCUCUUCAAAUGACUCCAUGUGAUUUUUUUUUUCACUUUUCGCCCCUGGGCAUUACGUUUUGACAUAAAGAUGUCUGUGAUGAAUCCUUUCAGGAGUGCAUGAAUUCUUGGCAAAAAAAAGUGAUUUUACUUCAGGGGAAGAAAACAGAGUUCAGUUGAAAUAUAUUUUUUGUGACACCAGUCCUGGAGCUUUUUUGUCAUGACCCGUCAGCAGUUACUUCCUGUUUGUAUUCUACUGUCGAAAAAGAAGCCACCUUUCUAGGGAAGGCAUUUAUUUUCAGUUGAUGAAGCAUGCUGAGAAUGUUUGGGGAAUGGGGUCCAGUGGGACUGCCACUAUGAGAGGAAGUUUAUUGUUCUCGAUUUCUAGCCUCCAAUUGGCUGGCCACGAGUACAGGGUGCACUCCAUCCCUUGGUAAAAAAAAAAUCAGAUGGGAUGAUGGGCUCCACCCUGUGAUUAAAAUAUAAAAUGUAAAUAAAUGGAAGUAUGAAUUUAUCCAGAGGAAAAAAGUAGAAAAAAUAAGUUCCCUCUGGUUUUAUCAAUUUUUUUUUUCAAUCAGAAAAAAAACAACAGUGAGAAGACAAAAAUAAAAUCUAAUUCGAGGUAUCUUGCAUCCCAGAUUUUAAAACAUGGAGGAGUUUUUCCGUGUACCGACUAAAAGAGGAAGUGUGAGGGGAUGCGAAGGACAUGGAAGGAGAAGCUGAGAUUGGCCUGCAAUGAUCAUGAUUAAGAUAUGAAGCACUGCGACUGCCCUCGCUUCUACACCGGCUGGCCAUGGCUUUUUAAUAAGGGCGCUGCUCCUGUGUGUGUUGGUGUGCGUGUGUGCGUGUGUGUGAAUGACAAAUCACUCGUGAACACACUCUGGAAAGAACUCAUUACUGACAAUGUGUUGUCUAAUCGUUUUUGUCGUGUACCUGAUCUGACCUCCUGACGUGUCUUUUCAACCCUCAACAAACAACAUCCACUACCUAUACAAAAGUGAUGUGACACAUUCCGCCUUACGAGAAAUGGAAAGAAAAAAAAUCCUUACAUAAUUGUCCUUUGGGAAGACUUGUGGCGUGUAUGAGAUAUUUUUUUUUCGUCCCAAUGUCUGACGGCCAAGCGUGUCUUGACCUUGCCCUGUGCACUGGGAAUGGGAAUCCCUACUAGCAUAUUUAACCGAUUAAGAGGCAUGCCUCUGCUUUGCGUUGAUGUUUGUUUACAUAACGUUUAAGAUGGCCGCUUAGGAAAACGUUCCCAAAUGUGUGGAUUGACAGACCGGACCAUCCACCAAGAUUGUGCCCAAAAAGUUACUGUGUAUUCAAUUCACAAGUUUGUGUACAGAUAAUAAAAUGACAAUUAAGCAGAAAUGUUUCUAGUGGCAUGCAGUAUUUCACAGAAUGUAGUCAAUAAAGAUCUGAUAGAAACCGA
Molecule: messenger RNA, 5128 nt
Organism: Hippocampus zosterae (dwarf seahorse)
Lineage: Eukaryota; Metazoa; Chordata; Actinopteri; Syngnathiformes; Syngnathidae
Exons: 8
Coding region: 716-2377 (553 amino acids)
Source: RefSeq, a predicted model, not a curated record